ACCCCCACCUCUGCCUUCCUGCCCGAUCUCUUCGGUUCUUCGUCUGAUCUCGUGACUGUUUCGCGUCGGUUUCGGUCGAUGGAAGCCGCCUCGGGCCUUCGCUCUCCUCGGUGCCUUCGCAAAGCUCCCGGCUUUAGCUCGAGGUCGUGCCUCUUGGCCAUCCACGGGACCAAUUCUUCUCUCUCGUUUGAUCCCAAGCCCCGUUACUCGACCCUGUGGCUCAAGAGUGAUUCUUCAAUUUCUCUGUCAAAGCAAGGGCGAAGACUAUUUGGUGCUCGGAGGAGCAUUGGCGUUCGGGCAUCGUCAUCUUCCUCGGAAUCGUCGUUGCCUAUUGCUCCUCUCCAGCUGGAGUCACCUAUUGGGCAAUUCCUGUCUCAGAUUCUCGUUAGUCAUCCUCAUCUCCUGCCGGCUGCUGUUGAUCAGCAGCUCGAGCAGCUCCAGACUGACCGUGAGGCCGAGAAGAACAAGGAGGAGCCUGCACCUUCGGGAACUGACAUAGUUCUAUACCGGAGGAUUGCCGAGGUGAAAGCUAAUGAGAGGAGAACGGCUCUGGAGGAGAUUCUAUAUGCAUUGGUUAUUCAAAAGUUUGUUGAGGCUGAUGUUUCUUUGGUUCCUGCUAUAUCUCAGUCGACGGACCCUUCCAGUAGGGUUGAUCACUGGCCACCCCAGGACGAGAAACUUGAAAGGUUGCAUUCCCCCGAGGCUUAUGAAAUGAUCAAGAAUCACCUGGCUCUCAUAUUGGGGCAACGGUUAAGUGAUUCCAACUCUGUGGCACCUAUUAGCAAGCUCAGGAUUGGGCAGGUUUAUGCUGCUUCUGUCAUGUAUGGUUAUUUCCUUAAGAGAGUGGACCAAAGGUUUCAACUUGAGAAGUCCAUGAAGACUCUCCCUUGGGGAUCAGAUAAAGAGGAGAUUGCUAUUAAGCAAGCGAUGCCAGAUGAGUCGAGACCAUUCACUGAGUCCAGGAUUUCAAAUCCUGAGCUGCCUUCUUGGUCUUCUCCAGGCUUUAACAAGGGUGCAGUUGGCAAUGGGGCCAAGUCCAGUCUGCUGCGAUCCUAUGUCAUGUCCUUUGAUUCUGAUACCCUUCAAAGGUACGUCACGAUUAGAUCAAAGGAAGCCUUUACCAUUAUCGAGAAGCACACCGAGGCGCUAUUUGGAAGGCCUGAGAUUGUGAUCACACCCCAGGGAACCAUCGAUUCUUCUAAGGAUGAACUGAUCAAGAUAAGUUUCGGAGGAUUGAGGAGGCUUAUUUUGGAGGCUAUAACUUUUGGUUCUUUCCUCUGGGAUGUUGAGGGCUAUGUAGAUUCAAGGUAUCAUUUUGUGACCAACUAGUUUGCAUAUAAUUAGAUGUGGGGGAUUUGAUGAUGACUAAAUGGUUCAGACAGUGUGCUGCAUAUUAUUCUACAAUAAUUGCUGAAGGUGGAAAUCACCAAAUGGUGGCACUCAGAUCUUCAUAUCCAUCGGAUCCUUCCAUACAACUGUUGAGGUCUUUAGUGCUGUACAUAAGGGUUUCCUCUAGUUUCUGUUUCAUGUAUGUUCUUGAUAGUUGUUUUGAUGUCUGUUCCUUGACUGUUUAGUAGUCUUUUUUGGUUAAUUUUUUUGCUUGUAACUUGGAGUUAGAAACUUUCUUGUUUGUGAAGAGCACCAUUUUCUAUCAGGUGAAAUAUUGUAUUUUGAAGUAAUAAUUAUUUUUUCUCAA
This is a messenger RNA of Musa acuminata subsp. malaccensis (wild Malaysian banana), 1696 nucleotides long. RefSeq names its product UV-B-induced protein At3g17800, chloroplastic. The record is from RefSeq and is a predicted model, not a curated record. NCBI's taxonomy places the organism in Eukaryota, Viridiplantae, Streptophyta, Magnoliopsida, Zingiberales, Musaceae.